AUGAUGUCUCCCGUUCCUAUCUCAAAAGUCGGUUCGGUCACAUCUACGACGGUCCAACCGCCAACGCCACCGUUAUCACCACCGCUCCCGACUCCUCGAACAAUCACAGAGCUGUUGUCACUGAGAGCGCGAGAGUUUCCAGAUGAGCCUAUUUUUGGGUAUCCCUCGGACGACCUCGACUAUCUCGAAUACACAUACUCGGACCUCGUGAGAAUAUCUUUUCAAGCAGCACGAGGUUACUCGAAAUGCUUGCCGGCCCGUACCGACUCGAACCAAGAGGCGCGAGUCAUCGCUUUGCUUGGGCCUUCCAAUUUGGAUUAUUUCUUCACCCUGUUAGCUCUGUCCAGACUAGGAUUCACGGUGCUCUUCCUGUCGACGAGAAUAUCCGAGGCGGCGUAUUUGUCGUUAUUGGACGUCACGGAAUGCCGCCACAUCGUGAUCGAUCCGUCAUUUCGAAAGACUGCAAAUGCACUUAUGGAUUCUAGACCCAGACUUGAGGUCAUCGAUAUUCUGUCCCGCAACCAGUACGUGGCCGACGCACAACUAGACGAUACUGAGGCACAGCAGUACUUUGAUCUGGACGAGGAGUCUUCCAAGGUUGCUUGGAUCAUCCACUCAUCUGGCUCGACUGGCCUUCCGAAACCCAUCUACCAAACCCACAAAGCCGCACUGAAGAAUUAUGAGAACAGCUUGAGAAUGCGUGGCUUUGUCACGCUGCCACUCUUUCACGCCUUCGGGCUCAGCAACGUCUUCCGUGGUAUCACCGCCGUCAAGAAGAUAUACAUGUACAACGCCAACCUGCCGUUAACCAGUCAGCACCUGCUCAGAAUCCUGACAGAUCACCAAUUCGAGAUCUUUCUCGCCGUACCAUAUGCACUCAAACUCUUAAGCGAGACGCAGGAGGGCGUCGAUGCGCUGGCGGCAUUGAAAGUUGUCAUGUUCGGAGGCUCGGCAUGUCCAGAUGCUCUGGGUAACUUGUUGACUGAAGGUGGUGUCAACUUGAUCAGUCAUUAUGGGACCACUGAGACGGGUCAGCUUAUGACAUCUUUCAGACCUGCUGACGACAAGGCCUGGAAUUACGUCCGAGAACACGAAAAGCUGAAACCCUAUCUCAGGAUGGACCCCAAAGGUGGGAGCCUUUAUGAGCUUUGUGUUUUGGACGGAUGGCCGUCAAAGGUCGCGACGAAUCGUGAUGACGGAUCGUACGCGACGAAAGAUCUCUUUGAGCCCCACCCGUCGAUACCAGGAGCGUGGAAAUAUUGCGGGCGACUUGAUGAUACUCUUGUCUUGGUCAAUGGCGAGAAAGCCAUUCCCAUUGCCAUGGAGCAGGCGCUGCGGCAGAACAAACUGGUUCGAGAGGCGGUCAUGUUUGGGGCGGGUAAGAGCCAGCUAGGUAUGAUGGUCAUCGCUUCCGAGCAGGGGCAGGGCUUGGAGGACCGAGACUUGAUCGAGGCACUUUGGCCAACAAUCAAGGCGGAGAACAAGUCAUUGCCUGCCUAUGCCCAAUUGGCCAAAGACAUGGUCCGAGUUCUGCCCGCGGGUACAGCAUAUCCUUGCACCGACAAAGGUUCACUGAUGCGCCAGGCAUUCUACCGAGCCUUCCAUAAAGACAUCGAAGAGGUUUAUCAACAAGCAGAGUCGAGGAUGGGUGGCACACUUGUACUCUCAGAACCGGAACUGCGAGGAUUCCUCCGAACACAUCUGUUGGAGCUUUGUCAUCAAGAUGAACCCUCCAGCCUUGCAGAUGAUGCCGAUUUGUUCUCGUCGGGUGUGGACUCCUUGCAAUCGAUGAGGCUCCGUGCAAAGAUAUUGAAGGAGAUUCAACUCAACGGCAACUCGGUACCACAGAACAUUGUCUUCGAAUACCCAACAAUUGCUAAACUGGCCGCUGCCAUUCUCAACAUCCGAGAUAGCAAAUCUGUCGAGACGCGGGACGUGGUCAAGGAGAUGGAACAGCUUGUUGCUAAGUACGGCGUUUUCCCCAAACAUGUUCCUGUGCCAUUAAAGUCUCUGGAGAAUUGCAUCGUUGUCACAGGCGCGACUGGAUCGCUUGGAGCACACCUGGUUGCACAGCUGGUUCACCGGGAAGAUAUUUCCGAGGUGUGCUGUCUGGUACGAGCCAGUUCCGAGACUUCUGCUCGUCAACGGGUCAUUAGGUCGAUGCAGGAGCGGGCCGUAUACCACGAACUUCCACUGAAAUUGCGUCGCAAGAUAUCCUGCUAUGCAUCUGACUUUUCAAAGGCAAACCUGGGCCUCGAUGACAGACUCUAUGCCAGCAUUUCAGCAAAGAUCACAAGCUUGGUGCAUUGUGCCUGGUCGGUCAACUUCAACAAAAGCCUCAGCAGCUUCGAGGCAGACUGCAUUGCAGGCACCCGGAAUUUGAUACUUUUUUGCCUUUCAGCCAGACAACCUACACCUGCUUCUUUCAAUUUCUGUUCGUCGGUUUCAACCGUGGCGAGCACCCCUGGAGAUGUCAUUGCAGAGGCACUUCCCCCCAGCUUCAAGUGCGCCCAAUGCAUGGGAUAUGCGCAAUCAAAACUCGUGACUGAGCACCUGGUGACUCGAGCCGCCUCUCAAACAGGACUCCAGGCCCGUGUUCUGCGCGUCGGACAGAUCAUCGCGGACACUACGCAUGGAAUCUGGAAUGACACCGAGGCCAUACCUUUGAUGCUGCAAGCAGCCACCACAAUUGGUACCCUCCCAGCCCUUGACGAAUCUCCACGUUGGUUGCCGGUUGAUAGAGUCGCGACGACCAUCAUGGACAUCUCCCUUUCAAGCACCACACAGUCAGUCUUCAACAUCGUCAAUCCCCGUAUUUUCCAUUGGACGAAAGAUCUCCUACCAGCGCUGCACAGCGCAGGUCUAUCAUUUGCCCCAGUGGGUCAGCGCGAAUGGAUUCGCCGACUGCGCGCAUCGAAUCCAGACCCUGAACUGAAUCCCACGAUCAAGCUUGUGGAAUUCUUCACGAAUAAGUAUGACAACGACGUUACCAAACGGAAAAUCUUCAACUAUGUCACCUCUUCAGCAGAACAAAUCUCACCUGAGCUGGGUAGUGUGCCUGCUUUGUCUCCAGAGCUGGUGAAGAAGUUCGUCGGCCACUUUCUGAAGACGAGUUGGUUGCCCAAACUGCCAACGGCUGGCAAUCGAUCGCAGUCACAGACCCGGCUCAUCGUCGCAAUAGGUCCAUGUGGGGUUGGUAAGAGCACGCUUGCCGCAGAGCUUGCGGAAUCCCUAUCGUGUCCGGUGAUUGACGGUGACGUUAUCCAUGAUGCCAUUGCCGCUGCAAAGAUGAGCCAGGGAAUCCCUCUAACCUCGUUAGACAGGCAAAUCUGGCUUGGUCGAGUCAAAGUUGAGAUCCUGGAAUGUGUUCGAGCUAAUCAUCUUGUCCGUGGUGGUCGGCCGCGACCCAAUGAGGGAAACAGAAGAGAUGUCAUCUUCACGUGCUCCGCACUUUCCCGUUCCCAUCGCGAUGCGUUGCGAAACAUUCUGCCCGCGGCCAACGGUGAGACACAAGUAGAGUGCAUCAAAACUGUGUUUGUCGUGUUGCAGGCCACAGAGGACGAAAUACUCCGGAGAGUGGCGCAGACAAAGGGACAUUACAUGAAAGUUGAUAUGAUAGCACCUCAGUUGGAAGCGAUGGAAAAACCUGGCGUUGACGAGACGGAUGUCUUCCCUGUGGACGCAGAGCAGGAGAUGGAAGUGAUUGUCGGGGAAGUUUUGGCUGGGUUAAAUGUCCUAGCGUAG
Cladophialophora psammophila CBS 110553 is the source of this 3744-nucleotide messenger RNA. RefSeq lists its product as uncharacterized. The transcript has a single exon. Gene Ontology annotation, biological process: carbohydrate metabolic process. Gene Ontology annotation, molecular function: kinase activity; phosphopantetheine binding. Bases 1 to 3744 code for a protein of 1247 amino acids. Lineage: Eukaryota; Fungi; Ascomycota; Eurotiomycetes; Chaetothyriales; Herpotrichiellaceae. The record is from RefSeq and is a predicted model, not a curated record.